CGCCGGUGCUGCCCGCUCGCCCCGCGCCCCGCACGCACCUGGCCGGGGUGAUGUGCCUGGGCUCGGAGCACGGCGAGACCCUGGCGGGCGGCGGCGGCAUGGAGGCUCUGCGGGAGCUGCACGGCCGCGGGCUCGUCCGCCUCAACCGGCUCUUCGAGGAGCCCGAGGGGGCCGGCGAGUACGAGGAGCCGCUGCUGAGCGUGGCGUGCGCCGGGGCCACGCUGGCCGAGGCCUGCGAGCGCCUGCUGGGGCUGUGCCAGGGGCUGGGCAUCGACUCCCCGCGAUAUCCCGUGGAGCAUUUCUUGUCCCACUUCAAAUAGCGCCGGGCAGGCAGCGGGGAGAGCGGGGGAAUGGGUGCCCCGGCACGUCCCGG
Ficedula albicollis (Collared flycatcher) is the source of this 373-nucleotide messenger RNA. RefSeq names its product carnosine synthase 1-like. Lineage: Eukaryota; Metazoa; Chordata; Aves; Passeriformes; Muscicapidae. Bases 51 to 320 code for a protein of 89 amino acids. Gene Ontology annotation, molecular function: carnosine synthase activity; ATP hydrolysis activity. The transcript has 2 exons. Gene Ontology annotation, biological process: carnosine biosynthetic process. The record is from RefSeq and is a predicted model, not a curated record.